Anneissia japonica is the source of this 5009-nucleotide messenger RNA. RefSeq names its product serine/threonine-protein kinase 11-interacting protein-like. Gene Ontology annotation, cellular component: cytoplasm. NCBI's taxonomy places the organism in Eukaryota, Metazoa, Echinodermata, Crinoidea, Comatulida, Comatulidae. The transcript has 22 exons. The coding region runs from base 21 to 4202 and encodes 1393 amino acids. The record is from RefSeq and is a predicted model, not a curated record. Gene Ontology annotation, molecular function: protein binding.
AAGCCUUUCGUAGUUGUGAGAUGGCAACUGCCAAUACAUCAAUUGUCACCAUCCCCCCGGCAAAUAAUAAUCAAUUCUUACUGAGGACCAUAUCCGAUGUUGUUAGAAAAAAUGAAAAACGAAUCCUUCGUGGUGAAUGCAAGCUCUCACUGGAUACGCUAUCAUUAGCCUGUCUGAACCACUUUUUUGCCGUGCACUACGAAGGUCUAGGGACCAGCUCAGCAAGUAAGAAUGGUCUGGAUAAAAAGCAUGUCAAAGAUGUGGAGUUUCUGUUUGAAGUUGUUCAGAAGACCCCCAUUAUGAAGCUUGUUCAUGGUACGAGUACUUUACAAGGAACAGUGGACAUUUCCAAGUUCAACGCCCUCACAGAGCUUGACAUCAAAAAGGUUCCUGUGCACCUGUUGUCUGGAUUAAAGAGCCUGCGACACCAACUGAAGGUGUUAUCAUGCACUCGCUGUAUCAACACAUUACAGGAGGUUUUUGGGAACCAGCGAGGUAAAGACAAUAUUCCUGAACUGUGGCCACAUCUUCAUACUCUAGAUUUAAGCUUUAACCAAAUUGAAACAUUAAGUGAACUAAUGGAAUGUUUUCCAAAUCUUAGGUCCUUGGACCUCAGUCACAACAACUUGAUAUCUGUGGAAGAUUACUUGAAGUGGCUACCAAAACUCAUGUAUCUAAACAUAGGCUACAAUCGUCUGAAGAACAUUCCGAAUCUUGGCGUCCAGGGCAAGCGAUGUUUGAUAUCACUAGCCGUCCGUAACAACAAUCUCGACAACUUGGAUGGGAUUGAGGAGCUUGAUGGUUUGGAGGAGCUAGAGGCAUCCCAUAAUUGUAUCCAUGAUGAGAAGUGGCUUGAGGUUUUUUCUCAACUACAUUACUUGGCCAUGGUGAAUUUACAAGGAAAUCCUGUGAGUUACAAUACAAAUUUUAGAGAAAACAUCAUCAAGAAUAUGUCGCCAAAGGCAACCAUAAGAUGUCCUAUAAUUGAUGAUAAGCCAAUCAGCAAGCAGGAGAAGACACUUGAACGGAAGAAAGUUAGUAAGCGCCCUCUACAAAAAUACCGCCAGUCAGCCAAUUUUAUGGAGAGCUCUUUCGAGAGUAGUAUUGAUCCUUCUAUGCUGGAUAAUUUUCCGUCAAUUAACGAUAGUUCUAGAGGCCCCGCUAAAGAAACAGAGAGCCAGCUAAAGAAAGCAAGGAAGGUACGAACACCUACAAUUAGCAACACUUUUCAAGACCCAUCUAAGAUCAAAGAAAAAGGUCCGCGUCAAAGAGCAGCUACGACAAACUCAGACUUCAGGUCCGAGAUGGAUAAGAUGCGACAACUUCAUGGACCUCAUUGGCUUAUUGCUGUUCAAAACAUAAAAACAGAUGAGUCAUCGACUGAUGAUGGAUCAUCGACCAAAAAAGCUGCUAAUGGCAAGAAAGAUAGAAAGAACAAAAAGAAAAAAGAAGUAGCAAUUAUUGAUAAACCGACAGUACAUGUAGAAGACAAUAGAAUAUGUUUGUCAUCAACUGAAGAGGAGGAGCUGUGUGGUCCACUUCUUGUUCGAGUAGAAGAUCCAAUCAGCGCAGAUUUACAACAUGUUUUCCUGACAGUUCGGGGAACUUUCAUCCAAGAAAAAAACUUAGAUGGUGAACUGAUUGACCAGCUUGACCUUAGAGCCCUGAAAAGCAUAACUCAAGGAAAUGAAACAGUGCUAGAGGAUUCAGGUAAACAUUUGAUCAUCCCAGCAAUCCACCUGACAUUUGAUUACAUGAGGAAGGAUAGACAAAGACGUGACUACCUUAUGGAUGAUGACAAAGACAGCAAGCUUUUGUUAGAAACACUUUCACCGAUGUUAGAGCAGAACCAAUCAAGUGUCAUAAUGAAAGAUCGAAUGCAGUGCCUAAAAUGUUCCAAAGAAUUUAACAAAACAGAUGCCUACAAGGAAGUACAAAAUAGACGCAACGACCAAUCUUUUCUCACAAACGGUGAGCAUCUUGCACUUUCUAUAGAUAUUGAAUCUGUCAGAGAGAUACUGGUGUGCCCUAAAUGUAGAAGUGAUCUUCUGGUUGAGCUGGACACCAUGCAGUGGGAAGACCAACAGCUUCCGGCAUCCACUGGCAACACUCCAUUUGGAUCCCUAACAUCCCUCAACAAUGCACUCCCAUUGGCAGCAUCCUCACCGUGGAAACAGACUGAAACUAAAGAUCAGCCAUAUGUGCGUUCAUUGGGGAGUAGCCCAACCGACUUCCACACCCCAGAUAACUCCCCUGAUAGUUCACCGGUGUCGAGCUUCAUCACAACUAACCACUCUUCCUCUUCUACCAUUACCCAAACUCGCAUUAGUAACUCAACUGCAAUACUGGACGGCGACAGAACAGAUGGCGGCAGUCACAACGAUACCGAUGUCUUGGAAAAGGAUUGCGCCACUCUUGAGCGAGAGUUAAAAGAAGACAUGUCUAGACUCGCCUCUCCUCUUCCGAAGCAGGAACUUCCGGAGUACCCUCAUGAAAAGAUAGAAGCGCUUUUGGAGGUUAAUAAGAAGGAAAAGUUUGAUCAGCACUAUUGUUUAGUACCACAGGACAUCUUAGGCUCGAAUAACAGUAGUCGCAAAAGUUCUAGGACUAGCCUUGUUAUCGAUCCAAGUAAUCGUGAAAAUUUAGUCCUUCCUACAGGUGCUCGUCAAAUGCCAGUAAAUCAUUUGGAAAGACCACGCCACAACGGCCAUUAUAAACAGUCGUUAUUUGGAAGGGAUAGUAUAGAUAGCGAUAUAAUGGUUUUGAACCAUAAUGGAAACGUGGCAGAUGUAGACAAUGAUUCUCCACUAGAAACGUCAAGUAAUUCACAAUCUGGACUUGUAAAAGCCUUAAACAGCGGUCCGGAAAUACGAGUUGGCAAUGGGAAUAUGAACGAUUUUGAAGCCAGCACGUCCUCUGGGAACACUCCGUAUGGAUCCCUAUUAGAUAGUUUCAUAACAGAUAAACAAUUCACCUCCGAUUCCGAAUCGGAAAGCUCUAAAAUUGUACGCCCCAGCGGCUUAACGGUAUCAAACAGAACAAGUCGCGGCCUCGCAAAUUCUAAUCGUUCUCUAGAAGCAACUCCUUUUGGAACACCUCAUAAUUCAAGCCCAGUUUCCGGUGAAAUCGGUGGCUUAUCAGACUAUAUUAGUGCAACAGACUCACAGAUAAACAAUGGUUAUUCAAAUGAUCUUGACGACCCUUCUGAUUAUUUUUCUACGGCAACCAAGGAAGAGCAAGAGAAGGAGGAGAGUGCCAUAGCGGUAGAUGAUCUUGAUCAUAGCUUCACAACGGUAGAUCACAGACUCAAGCUCUACUUUUCCAUGAGUUUGUUCGGAGAUGUUGAAGAGUUUGCUUGUAUGCUAAAAGGUCAAGUCUUUCAACACAACAAGUUAAUAGAAUUUCCUGGUCUUAUGGUAGUCUCAACAACCACAAUAUUUAUUAUGAAAAUCACCAACAAAGAAAGUGAUAAUCCAUCUGAUUGGGUGUUCAAGAAAUCUCAGCAUCCAAUCAAAGAUCUUCGACAUCUACACGUCGGUGUUGGUAGUCAGUGCAUUCAACUGGAGUUUAACACGGAGGUGUCAGUAUACACGAUCCAGAUUAAAGAUAAACUGCGUUGUGAACAAUUUAUACAUUGCUUACUCGAUGUUGUCGAGAAUUGUGCUGAUGCUAAGCGGUUUGCAGGCGUCUCCAGAAAUCAUGCACUAACAUUGUUCAAUGUUCUGGAAACGAUACAUAAAUCUGACGCUAACGAGUCAAUAGAUGAAGACAGUACCUUAAGAACUUACAUCAUAGGAAGUUUAAAAUCAUAUAAAACAAUUAGGAAAGUAUGUCAGGCAGUUGAUACUACCUGCAGCAUCGUUGUCACAAGCAACGAGAUAUGUAUUUUGGAUGAGAAUUACUUUUGGCCAUUGAAUCCAAACAACAGCAUUCCACCAAAGAUGAAACAGUUUACAGUUAAGCAACUUGAACUGAUCAGUAACAUUUCUGGCAUUGUGUUAUUCAAAGACAGUGAGCAAGAUAUCAGUGUAGGAUUCUUCAAUGAGGGUUCCGGUGAGGAAAGUUACUGGCAUUUACAAACAGAAACAAAAUCAUCAUUGAGGGCGCUAAUAUCAGCUUUAGAGGAACCAUGGGAGAAAAUGUUUGGUGUUGAGCUCCAGUGCACCGUGCAUCCUAGUAUUCUAGUGCAGGAGGAUAUGUGAUUCUGUAAUAAGUGAUAAUCAGUUGGAGCCAGUCCAGUAACCAAAGAUAGCACAGAGGCCUUCAAUCCUCAAUCAUGCAUAUGCCACACAUGAGAAGUAAAAUUAUGGAAGGCAAUUUAGCUGUUAGCUGCCACAUUUGGUAGCAAUGCAGGUUGUUAGAAAGAAUUUGAUGCUACACAUACCGGUAGUAUUAAUGCAGAUUAUGGAGUUGCAGUCGAUGCCACAAGUUAUAGCAAUGCAGAUCAUGAUGGUAAAUUGUAUACCACAAGUUGUAGCAAUGCAAAUAAUAGAUGUAAAUUUGAUACCACAAACUGUAGCAAUGAAAAUUCUGGAGGAAAAUUGAUGCUACAUGCAAUGCAGAUUAUGAAAAAAAAAAUUAUCUAACUUUGAUUACUGUACACUAAAGUUUUUAAGAUGAAAAUAUUAAUAAUCGCUGAUCAAUACGGUAUACAGUAAGCAUUUAUACUGCUACAAGAGGUAGUAUAAUCUUCAUGCUACAAAAAAUAGCACAGGGCACCUUGUUGAAAUCAUUUCAUGAUAUGCUGAGCAUACUGGAUGCAACAUGUGAAUUCAAUCUAUAUUUAGAUUUCAUAAAAUGCAUUUGCAUAGAAUCGCAAAUUUUGAAAUUAAUUAAAUAAAAUAAUCUAAAGAUGCCUUUUCUUAUGUUUAUUUUGAAGUUGGUUAAAUAUAUAGGCACCAAGUACUCAAUUAUAUUUUGAUGAUUUUGACCAGAGUACAGAAGAAACUGUAUGCAAGAUAUAAAAAUGAUAAUAAUAAUUGAUUUAUUAAAAUUUGUUGAUAUUAAAA